This is a messenger RNA of Calidris pugnax (ruff), 5535 nucleotides long. RefSeq names its product patched 2 (gene PTCH2). The record is from RefSeq and is a predicted model, not a curated record. The transcript is spliced from 24 exons. Gene Ontology annotation, molecular function: hedgehog family protein binding; hedgehog receptor activity; smoothened binding. Lineage: Eukaryota; Metazoa; Chordata; Aves; Charadriiformes; Scolopacidae. The coding region runs from base 51 to 4082 and encodes 1343 amino acids. Gene Ontology annotation, biological process: smoothened signaling pathway. Gene Ontology annotation, cellular component: plasma membrane.
CUCGGCCCCACAUAACGGGGGGUUGCCCAGCCCCGCCAGCCGCCCCCGCCAUGCCGGCCGAGCCCCCCCGCUCCGCCCCGCCGACGCUCCGCGCCGCCCGCCGCAAGCCGCUGCCCGAGGGCAGGGCCGUGGGCCAAAGGGCCCCGCUGUGGCUGCGGGCCCGCUUUCAGGCGCUGCUCUUCGCCCUGGGCUGCCGGAUCCAGCGGCACUGCGGGAAGGUGCUCUUCGUGGGGCUGCUGGUGUUCGGGGCGCUGGCCGUGGGGCUGCGGGUGGCCUCCAUCGAGACCGACAUCGAGCACCUCUGGGUGGAAGCGGGCAGCCGAGUGAGCCAGGAGCUGCGCUACACCAAGGAGAAGCUGGGUGAGGAGUCCGUCUACACCUCCCAAAUGUUGAUCCAGACCCCGAAGCGGGAUGGGGAAAACAUCCUGACGCAGGAGGCCCUGCAGCUCCACCUCGAGGCGGCCCUGGCCGCCAGCAAAGUCCAAGUCUCGCUGUACGGAAAAUCGUGGGAUUUGAAUAAGAUCUGCUACAAGUCGGGUGUCCCCAUCAUUGAGAACGGCAUGAUUGAGAGGAUGAUAGAGAAGCUGUUCCCCUGUGUGAUCCUGACGCCGCUGGACUGCUUCUGGGAAGGUUCCAAGCUGCAGGGAGGCUCAGCGUAUCUCCCGGGCCGCCCGGACAUCCAGUGGAGCAACCUGGACCCUCUGCAGCUGAUGGAGGAGCUGGGGCAGUUCACGUCCCUGGAAGGUUUCAAAGAGCUGUUGGACAAGGCAGAGGUGGGGCAGGCUUACAUGGAACGGCCGUGCCUGGACCCCCAGGAUCCCCAGUGUCCCCCCAGUGCCCCCAACAAGCAGAGCCAGCAGAGCCCUGACAUCCCGGCUGAGCUCUCGGGGGGCUGCCACGGCUUCUCCAGGAAGUUCAUGCGCUGGCAGGAGGAGCUGAUUUUAGGCGGCACGACCAAAGACUCCCAGGGCAAGCUGCUACGCGCCGAGGCCCUGCAGACCAUGUUCCUCCUCAUGAGCCCCCGGCAGCUCUUUGAGCACUUCAAGGAUGACUACGAGAUCCAUGAUAUCAGCUGGAGCGAGGAGAAGGCGGGCGCCAUCCUUGAGGCCUGGCAGAGGAAAUUCGUGGAGCUGGCACAGAACUCCAUCCCACCCAAUGCCACUCAGAACGUCCAUGCUUUUUCCACCACCACUCUCAACGACAUCAUGAAGUCCUUCUCUGACGUCAGCGUCAUCCGGGUAGCUGGAGGCUACCUCCUUAUGCUGGCCUAUGCCUGUGUCACCAUGCUGCGGUGGGACUGCUCCAAGUCCCAAGGGGCCGUGGGCCUGGCCGGGGUCUUGCUUGUGGCUCUCUCCGUGGCCUCUGGCCUGGGACUUUGCUCAUUGCUGGGCAUCUCCUUCAAUGCAGCCACCACCCAGGUCCUGCCUUUCCUGGCCCUUGGCAUUGGUGUGGAUGACAUGUUCCUCUUGGCUCAUGCCUUCACUGAGACCAGCCAGCACAUCCCCUUCAAGGAGCGGACGGGAGAGUGCCUGAAGCGCACGGGGACCAGUGUGGCUCUCACCUCCGUCAGCAACAUGAUCGCCUUCUUCAUGGCAGCCCUGGUGCCCAUCCCUGCCCUGCGUGCCUUCUCCCUCCAGGCUGCGGUGGUUGUCGUGUUCAACUUUGCCAUGGUGCUAUUCGUCUUCCCUGCCAUCCUGAGCCUGGACCUGUAUCGCCGGGAGAGACGUCGGCUCGACAUCCUCUGCUGCUUCUACAGCCCUUGCUCCUCGAGGGUCAUCCAGAUCCAGCCCCAGGAGCUCGCCGAUGCUAAUGACAACCACACCUGCCACCCCUCCCCUUAUGGGCACCCCGGCGUGGCCACCAGCACCCAGAUCACUACCACCGUGCAAGCCUUCACCCGGUGUGACCCCUCGGGCCACCACGUCGUCACUGUCCUGCCGCCCACCUCCCAGGUGUGCACAUCGCCCGCCGUCCUCCUGCCCCCCACUGACCCCCUGGGCUCGCAGGUCUUCACCCCGUCCAGCUCCACCCGGGACCUGCUGGCCCAGCUGGACGAGGCCAAGGGUGGGCGGGAGUGUGUCCCCCUGCCCUUUUGCCGCUGGAGCCUCGCCGACUUCGCCCGGGAGAAAUACGCUCCACUCCUCCUGCGGACCCGGACCAAGGCAGUGGUGGCAGUGCUGUUCCUGGCGCUGCUGGGGCUGAGCCUCUAUGGCACCACCAUGGUGCAUGACGGGCUCUACCUGACGGACAUCGUGCCACGGGACACCAAGGCACAUGCCUUCAUCUCAGCCCAGUUCAAGUACUUCUCCUUCUACAAUAUGUUCAUCGUCACCAAGGGUGGCUUCCACUACCCGGGUGCCCAAGCUGCCCUGCUCAGCCUGCACCAGGCCUUCAGCACAGUCAAGUAUGUGGUGCGGGAGGGCAACCGUGACCUGCCCAAGAUGUGGCUUCAUUACUUCCAGGACUGGCUGCGAGGACUCCAGGCCACCUUCGACAGGGACUGGCAAGCGGGGCGCAUCACCCAUGACAGCUACCGCAACGGCUCCGAGGACGGGGCGCUGGCAUACAAGCUCCUGAUCCAGACCGGCGACAAGAAAGAGCCCUUCAACUUCAAUCAGCUGACCACACGGCGGCUGGUGGACGAGAAUGGCAUCAUCCCCCCUGACACCUUCUACAUCUGCCUGACGGUGUGGGCCAGCAACGACCCCCUGGGCUUUGCCGCCUCCCAGGCCAAUUUCUACCCUCCACCGCCUGAGUGGAUCCAUGACAAGUACGACACCACGGGCGAGAACCUGCGAAUCCCAGCAGCCCAGCCGCUGGAGUUUGCCCAGUUCCCUUUCUACCUGAGCGGGCUGCGUCGCACGGCUGACUUCGUGGAGGCCAUCGAGAGCGUGAGGGCCAUCUGCCGGGAGGCCGCCCAGCGCCAUGGGGUGCUGAGCUAUCCCAGCGGCUACCCCUUCCUCUUCUGGGAGCAGUACAUCGGCCUGCGCCACUGGUUCCUGCUGGCCAUCAGCAUCCUGCUGGCCUGCACCUUCCUGGUCUGCGCCCUGCUGCUGCUCAACCCCUGGACAGCCGGCAUCAUCGUCUCCAUCCUGGCCAUGAUGGCAGUGGAGCUGUUUGGCAUCAUGGGGCUGAUGGGCAUCAAGCUGAGCGCCAUCCCCGUGGUCAUCCUCAUCGCCUCUGUGGGCAUCGGUGUGGAGUUCACCGUCCAUGUGGCCCUGGGCUUCCUGACGGCUGCGGGGAGCAGGAACGUGCGCUCGGCUGCGGCGCUAGAGCACACCUUUGCCCCUGUGAUGGACGGUGCUGUCUCCACCCUCCUGGGUGUCCUCAUGUUGGCCGGCUCCGAGUUUGACUUCAUCAUGAGGUACUUCUUUGCGGUGCUCACCAUCCUGACGCUGCUGGGGCUGCUCAACGGGCUGGUGCUGCUGCCAGUCCUGCUCUCUGUCAUUGGGCCACCCCCUGAGGCAUCCCCAGUGGAUAAUGGCCCCCGUCUGCCCCCUCCGGAGCCAGUGCCCCCAUGCCUGGGCCCUGGGGGGCUGUAUGUCCGGCGAGCCCCUGCCUGGCCCGCUGCUUUCCCGGACCCCUCGGACACAGAGCGCUACGCAGAGGCCGUGGGGCCGGGUAGCCCCCAGGGGCCUUUCAUCGUGCCCCCCACCCCGGCGCACAUCCUGCUGGAGGCCGGCAAGGACCCCAGCUUCCCCCGCAUCACUGUGCUGAAGCCCUACAAGGACAGCCCAGAGGUCCAGGGGAAGAAGGAGGCUCCUGGCCCUCAGCCUGCACCCCCUCUGUCCUUCGGGGAGCCGUGCCCACCGGGUGCCCGGCCAGCCCCCCCCGCAGCCCUGCCCACCUACAGCACCCACCUGCAGGGUCCCGCUGGCAGCUACACCACCGUCACGGCCACCGCUUCGGUGACGGUGGCCCUGCACCCCACGCUGCCUGGGUCUUACCCCACCUUUGGCCCCGAGGGCUUCGCCAGUGGUGAGCACGACUGCCUGGAGGAGCCCAGCACUGGUGGCACCGCCAUGCCCAAUGCCUUCGAGAUGCAGAGCAUGGGACGCCACGGGACAGGCACCCGGCGCUAGGUUGGUGGCUCCUGGGCAGAGCAUCUCCCCGGCACCCGGCGGGCACAGGAGGGUGCAGAGCGGGGUCGCCCGCAUCGUGCUGCUAAUCGCCGGAGCGGUGAUGCCCCCCCCGGCUCUCGGCCGAAGAGGACCAGCCCCCCCCGAAAAGCCCCCUGCAAAGGGGUUCGGCAGGGCAGGCUGGCACUUCUAUGCAAGCUGUGUGCAGGCCACGCCAUGCCCGCGUGUCCCCGACUCGGGGCUGUGCUGAUGGUGCCGUGUCCCCUCACCCAGGGUUUGGGGUUACCCUGCCCCAGGCUUGUUGCCCCCCACCCCCCAACCCCCAGAAAUGGAAGCACUAACCCCUCCCCCCUCUGUUUCUGGAGCUGCUGGUGAGGUGGGCUCGCUGCCCUGCCAGCUCCCCCCCUCUGUGGGGUCACUGCCUGCUCCCUGUCACCUCCUCCUGGGAUGGUCCCCACCUGGGCCACGAGCUGGGGUCCCCCAACAGGGUGCCCUGGUGUCCCCUGGCCAUACCCUGGGGUGCCGUGAGCAAGGCCUGGGGCGGGCAACCCCCCACCUUUAUUUAUUGCAAAGGGAAACUAUCUAUAGAGAGAUAUAUAUUUUUAAGCUUAUUUUAAAAGAUUUAUUUCUCAGCCUAUGGCCUCGCCCGGCUGCCCAGGGUGCAGGCAGGGAGGGGGCAGACCCUUUGCCAGAGGCAGCGGGAGCCCGGAGCAGGGGCACAGACCUGGUUCAUGCCCCCCACUCCACGGGGUGCUGGGGGGCCACGGGCAGCUCACCCCUCCCCGCUCCAACACGCUGCUCCGUGCCUCAGUUUCCCCACUGGCGAGCACAGGAGGGCUGGAGAUCGGGGACAUGCUGCGGUGGCGACAGGGAGCUUGUUGCUCCCACCACACAGGCAGGGGGUUUUUGGGGUGGGGGAUCCUUGGGGUGGUCCUUCCUGUGCUAAGCCCCUGAGCUGUCCCACGGUCACGGCCCCUCGUGCCCCACUCGUGCUCUGCCCUGGUGACAGCACGUGCUGGUGCAGGCCCUUGGCAGCACACGCUCACGUGGGUGCCCGCAGUGCCACAUCUCUCUGGGAAAGCAAAUUUCUCACCGUGUCCCCGUGCGGUGGGGCUGUCCCUGUCCCUGUCCCCGUCCCCGUCCCCCGGGCACGGUUCGCGCCGUUACCCAGCACUUUAACUCCAGCGGUGUUUGCCGUGCCCGUGGACCCAGCACCCACCCUGCCACCCCCUCGCCCCCCAGACACUGCCGCUGAGCUGGGGUGGCCCCGGGGACCCCGUCCCCCCGUGCCAGGCGUGGGCACGGUGGGCAGCCCUUCCCUCCUCCCCCUUCCCCCACGCCAUCUAAGUUAUUUAUAUCAAAGAGAGCAAAGGUUUAUUUUUGUAGUUUGUACAGGCGGUAGUGGGGACUGAAGGUUUAUUUUUAAAGAGUAAAUAUAUAUAUUAUAUAUAAAUUA